Nerophis ophidion (straightnose pipefish) is the source of this 7553-nucleotide messenger RNA. Its product is annotated as ATP-binding cassette sub-family C member 4-like. Bases 121 to 4038 code for a protein of 1305 amino acids. Gene Ontology annotation, molecular function: ATP hydrolysis activity; ATP binding; ABC-type transporter activity. NCBI's taxonomy places the organism in Eukaryota, Metazoa, Chordata, Actinopteri, Syngnathiformes, Syngnathidae. The record is from RefSeq and is a predicted model, not a curated record. Gene Ontology annotation, biological process: transmembrane transport. Gene Ontology annotation, cellular component: plasma membrane. The transcript has 31 exons.
CAUACAGCACAGAGUUUCAGUUUCACGAGAUGUCAGCGAAGUAGACAAGGCGGUCUUGACAGCGUGCUCGUAACUUUUUAGUAAGUUCACAAGAGUCUGACUUUACUUUUAAAACCUCAAAUGUUCCCGCAAAAGAAGGUGCAACAUUCUAAUCCGCUGCAAAAUGCGGGGAUUUUUUCUCAGCUUUUUAUGUGCUGGCUCAGCCCCUUGCUGCACCUUGGCCACAAACGAAGACUGGAGGAAAGCGACUUGUACCACAUUCUUCCCCAACAUGAAUCCGAGCUACUGGGACAAAACCUGCAAAGGUUUUGGGAUGUUGAAGUAAAAAAGGCCACAAAAGAGCUCCGAAAGCCCAAACUCACCAAAGUCCUUCUGAAGUGCUACGGGAAGUCGUACGCAGUAGCGGGACUGUUUGCGUUUUCACUGGAAGCAAUCAAAGUUAUCCAGCCGCUCCUUCUGGGGAAAAUCAUUCUGUUCUUUGAGAAUUACGAUCCAGAAGACCGUGGUAGUCUUCUGGUGGCUUAUGGCUGCGCUGGUGCCAUGUGCCUCUCCACUUUUGCUUUAACACUCCUGCAACAUCUCUACUACUAUUUUGUCCAAAGAAUCGGCAUGAAUAUGAGAGUGGCUGUGUGUCAUGUGAUCUACUGCAAGGCUCUUCGUCUUAGCAGCCAAGCAAUGGGACAAACCACCACGGGACAAAUUGUAAACCUCCUUUCCAAUGACAUCAACCGCUUUGAUGAGAUUACGCUCAAUCUUCACUACUUGUGGGUGGGGCCGCUACAAGCAGCUGUCAUCAUCACUCUCCUUUGGUAUGAGAUCGGGCCUUCGUGUCUGGCAGGUGUGGCCGUCCUCGCCUUAUUGAUACCCGUGCAGACGUGGUUUGGGAAGCUUUUUGGAAUCUUUAGGAGUAAAACAGCUGUUCUGACUGACAGUCGAAUCCGCAUCAUGAACGAAGUGGUGUCUGGCAUCAGAAUCAUCAAGAUGUAUGCUUGGGAAAAACCCUUCUCUGCUCUCAUCGCAGAGUCCAGGAGAAAGGAAAUCAACCAGAUCAUGAAGAGCUCUUACUUACGAGGACUCAACAUGGCAUCCUUCUUCGCCAGCAGUAAGAUUGUGGUGUUUGCCACCUUCGCGGUCUAUGCAGUGCUGGGCAACAUCAUCAGCGCCAGCCGGGUGUUUGUCACCAUGUCCCUGUACGGAACCAUCAAGAUAACAGUGACGUUAUUUUUCCCGCUGGCCAUCGAAAAAGUGUCAGAGACCAUCGUCAGCAUCCGCAGGAUAAAGAAUUUCCUGAUGCUGAAUGAAAUGAGUACAAGGAAGUUGACACUGGAAAAUAAGAACCCAAACUGUAUUGAGAUGAAGAUGGUGAACUGCUACUGGGAUAAGUUCCUGGAUGCCCCGUCUCUACAGAAUAUUACUCUCACAGUGAAGUCACAGCAGCUACUAGCUGUAAUUGGCCCCGUGGGGGCCGGGAAGUCGUCCCUGUUGAGCGCCAUCCUGGGUGAGCUACCUCAUGAGAGCGGGAUGUUGACAGUGAGGGGUCAACUCAAUUAUGCAUCCCAGCAGCCUUGGGUGUUUCCAGGCUCCAUCCGCAGCAACAUCCUUUUUGGAAGAGUGCUGGAUCCGCAUAAAUAUGAACGGGUCCUAAGGGCCUGCGCUUUAAAGAAGGACCUGGAACUGUUCCCAGAUGGAGAUAUGACCCUCAUCGGGGACAAAGGAGGCAACCUCAGUGGGGGGCAGAAGGCUCGCAUCAAUCUGGCCAGGGCAGUCUACGAAGAAGCAGACAUUUACCUCUUGGAUGAUCCACUGAGCGCGGUAGAUGCCGAGGUUGGGAAGUAUCUCUUUGAAGCGUGCAUUUGUGGCCUGCUGAAGAACAAGUGUCGCAUCCUGGUGACUCACCAACUUCAGCAUCUGAGGACAGCAGACCAGAUAGUGGUGGUCAAAGAGGGUCACAUGAUUGCCCAGGGUACAUACAGCGAACUGCAGAGCUCGGGCCUUGAUGUCGGCUGCCUGCUAAAAAGCACGGAGGAACAGGAGCAGCAAAGUUGGUCUGCAAACUGCGAUGCUGUGUCACUUGCUAGUCGCUGGACCAAUCACUCCAACAGUUCACUUCACUCGCACAGCUCCCUCCUGCCACCAGCGUGUGGUGGCUAUGACCAGCUCACUGCUGAAAAUGUGCACGCCACAAUGGAAGAGACUCGUGCAGAAGGAAAUGUCAGCAAUGGCAUUUAUAUCAAGUAUUUUACCGCCCACUGCCACCCUCUGGUCCUCCUGGCUAUUUUGCUGCUCAGCAUUGUUGCGGAAGCUGCAUAUAUUGUGCAGGACUGGUGGUUGGUAUUCUGGGCUAAUCAUUCGACCAACGACACAAGCAACAGUACGGUCGGGGCAUUUGAGAGAGGCAUCAACAAGACAGCCUCACACGCAGGCACUGAUCUGCCAUUUUACCUGGGUAUUUAUUCAGGUUUGACCGCUGCUGCAGUGAUUCUUGGCUAUGUCAGAAGCUUGGUGAUCUUUCACGGACUGGUGAAAUCCACUCAGACGCUGCACAACAGGAUGUUCAACGCUGUCCUCCGCACCCCAGUCUACUUCUUUGACAUCAACCCCAUAGGGAGGAUCCUCAACCGCUUUUCAAAGGAUAUCAGCCAGAUGGACUCCAUGUUACCGCUCACCUUCGUGGAUUUCUAUCAACUCUUCUGGCAGAACGUGGGUGUGAUUGCCGUGGCAUCCUCCAUCAUACCUUAUCUCCUCAUCGCCAUUGCUCCCCUGCUCUUCGUCUUCCUGUACCUGCGGCGUUUCUACCUCUCCACGUCACGAGAUAUCAAACGCUUGGAGUCCACAACACGCAGUCCAGUCUUCUCCCAUCUUUCGUCAUCCCUCCAGGGCCUGUGGAGCAUCCGAGCCUUUGGAGCUGAGGAGAGAUUGACCAAAGCCUUCGACUCAUACCAGGACCGUCACUCAGAAGCGUGGUUUCUCUUUCUGAUGACCUCCCGUUGGUUUGCGCUACGUCUGGACAGCAUUUGCUCCGUCUUUAUCACCUUCGCAACAUUUGGCUGCAUCUUUCUCCGAGAUGGGUUGGAGCCUGGCGAGGUGGGCCUGGUGCUGACAUACGCUGUGACACUUGUUGGACACUUUCAAUGGACCGUGAGACAAAGUGCCGAGUUAGAGAACACGAUGACAUCGGUCGAGAGGGUGGUGGAGUACACCAACCUAAAGAGCGAAGCCCCCUGGGAAACCUCCAAGCGUUGUCCUCCCAAUUGGCCGAGUCAGGGUCAGGUGACCUUUGACCAUGUACAUUUGUCGUACAGCGCCGAAGCCCCAGUGAUCCUUAAAGACAUCUGCGCGACCUUCUGUCCCAAUGAGAAGGUGGGCAUCGUCGGUCGAACGGGUGCUGGGAAAAGCUCUCUGGUGGCGGCUCUCUUUCGUCUGGCAGAGCCACAAGGGAACAUCUACAUCGAUGGUGUGUUGACGUCUGAGCUGGGCCUGCACGACCUGCGACAGAAGAUCUCGAUCAUACCUCAGGACCCUGUGCUGUUUACCGAUUCUGUGAGGAAGAACCUGGACCCGUUUAACCAGCACUCAGAUGCUGACGUAUGGAAAGCUCUGGAGCAAGUCCAACUUAAGUGCAUGGUGAAGGACCUUCCUACAAAGUUAGAGACUGUUCUGGCAGAGUGUGGCUCCAACUUCAGCGUUGGUCAGAGGCAGCUGGUGUGUCUGGCCAGAGCCAUCCUGAGAAAGAACCGCAUCCUUGUCAUAGACGAGGCUACAGCCAACGUGGACCCAAGGACUGACGAGCUGAUCCAACAAACCAUCCGACAGGAGUUCAAAGACUGCACCGUGUUCACCAUUGCUCACCGACUCAACACCAUCAUAGACAGUGACCGCAUUCUGGUGCUGGAUGAAGGUCGGGUUCAAGAGUUUGGUCAUCCCUCCAAACUUCUCCAGAACAAAGAUGGCGCUCUGCACAGACUGGUUCAGCAACUGGGUCCCACUGAGGCUGAAGCUUUGUUGGAGGCAGCUAAAAAGGCAGUGCAGACCACCUGAUGGGCCAAUACUGGAAAACAUUCGUUUGAAUCCCUGAUGGAAGAAGCACCACCAAAAAGGUUGAGGUUUGUCAGGGUUUCAUGAGAACCGACAGUUGAUAAGAAAUUUCUGACUUUGUUGGUGUUUCAUUGUACAGAAUACCUACUGUAACUUUUUACUUUGAAUAGACUACCUACAUUAAGAUGUGAUACAAGAAGAUUGUUGAACGGAUAAUAAAAAAACAAUUAUUAGCCCUUGUAGUGUAUAACCAAUCCAUUAUGUGGGGCCAAAUGUCUAAAGACCAAAUCCAUCAGAAGAUAAGGUAGAAAAAUAAUCAUUGCUUUGCCUUUCAGUUGUACCUGAUAGACAAAAUAGCCUUGCUCAAUAAAAGACAGACUUGCGAGAGAGUGGGAGCUUUAGGUGUGCAAAAAGUUUAUUGUUAGCAAGAAAUGGAACAAGGGUGCUCAAAGGUGGGGAAGAAUAAUCAAUUCUCCGAUGCAUCAGGAUUACAAUGAAGACAAUUCUGAAUCGAUACAAAUGUCCAAAUAUCGAUUGUUUACGUAUGUUAAAUAAAGUAAUACAGACAGUUCUAAAAUGCAAAAUUAAAGCUAAUGUUCUCUAAGAAUUAGUUCUAGGUUCGGUUCAUGGGAGAUUAUUUUAACAUAUCGUGUUAAUUGUGUCAGAACGGACACACACGGUGGAGGUAGCAUGAGAGGACAAGCUGUGCUAGUUGCAGCGCUAAACUAGCUUUAAUGUGAAGUAGUAAAACAAGACAAUAAUAAUUUCUACACUUCAACAGGAAGCUAAUGGAAACCAGCUAAGAAGAGGAAAUUAUUAGCAAGUAGAUUAAUACAUCAGCCACAGAUAUGAAUGAGUAGAUAGAUGACACAUUUCUUUGAACUGCAAGGUUAUGGCGACUGGAGCAAAGUGUCUGAACAUGCUAUGGUUUUAAAAGCCAAGAAUGUUAAAUCAAGGACGCCUGCUCGCCAAGUAAAGACAUUUACUUACUUAAUCUGUUAGCAGGCAGCUACGUUUCUCACAUAUCUAGUCUUCAUAUACCUGUAAAUGCAUAUCUAUGCUGUGCGCACUAUCGUCUUAAAACCGGAAAUUAUGCAAUACUGCAUACGUCAGAAGCCAAAGGAGGAGCCUUGUAGACAUAUUUUUGAUAUUAUUCAUGAUUAAAUGUAAUACAUUUAGGAUAUGCAGUGUAAUAAUGAUAAUACACUACAGUGACGAUAUACAAUAUAAUAAUUGAAGAUGUAUUUAAUAAUUGAUUUGCAAUCAAAUCUUGAGGUGCCCAAAGAUUCCGACCACUAACGGUACUUGCUCGUUGAUGUAAGUUGAGGAAAGGUCAGACAGGGUUACUUCUCACCCAAAGUCAGAUGGGAUAGGCUCCAGCACACCUGAGUACAAUCACUAAAGGAAAUUAAAGGGGAACAUUAUCACCAGACCUACGUAAGCGUCAAUAUAUACCUUGAUGUUGCAGAAAAAAAGAACAUUUGUUUUUUUAACCGAUUUCCGAACUCUAAAAGGGUGAAUUUAGCGAUUUAAACGCCUUUCAAUUGUUCGCUGUCGGAGCAAUGACCUUUCACCCGUGACGUUACAACGGGAAGCAAUUCACAAUUUUCUCAAACAAUUUACACACACCAAGUCAAAUCAGCUCUGUUAUUUUCCGUUUUUACCUUGGAGACAUCAUGCCUCGUCGGUGUGUUGUCGGAGGGUGUAACAACACGAACAGGGACGGAUUCAAGUUGACUUAGCACGGCAUGCUAUUUAGGCUAGUUGUAUGUACAUAUUGCAUCGUUAUGCCUCAUUUGUAGCUAUAUUUGCAUCUAGCCUUUCCCUCCACCCACAUUUGAUGCCAAACAAACACAUACCAAUCGACGAAAUUAAGUUGCACCAGUGUCAAAAGAUGCGAAAGUCCCUCGUUUGUUCUGCACAUUUUACCGACGAUAGCGAUGCUACGACAGAGAUGUGUGGAUAUCCUGCGACACUCAAAGCAGAUGCAUUUCCAACGAUAAAGUCAACAAAAUCACAAAAGUGAGUUUUGUUGAUGUUAUUGACUUAUGUGCUAAUCAGACAUAUUUGGUCCGGGCAUGACUGCCAGCUAAUCGAUGCUAACAUGCUAUUUAGGUUAGCUGUAUGUACAUUUGUAGCUAUAUUUGCAUCCAGCCUUUCCGUCCACCCAUAUUUCAUGCCAAACAAAUACUUACCAAUCGACGGAUUUAGGUUGCUCCAGUGGUCAAAAGAUGCAAUCGUUGGUUAGAAGGCGAUCGUCGAAUUCGUCCACGUUGCCUUUGUCCGUCAUGAUAUGGCUCAAUAGCUUCAGUUUCUUCUUCAAUUUCGUUUUCGCUAUCUGCCUCCACACUCCAACCAUCCGUUUGAAUAAAAUCGUAAUUUGUUGAAUCGCUUAAGUCGCUGAAAUCCGAGUCUGAAUCAGAGCUAAUGACGCUAUAUCUUUCUGUUCUAUCCGCCAUGUUUGUUUAUAUUGGCGUCACUAUGUGACAUCACAGGAAAAUGGACGGGUGGAUUUACAGAUAGCGAAAAUCAGGCACUUUAAAGCCUUUUUUUGGGGAUAUUCCAUGAUGGGUAAAAUUUUGAAAAAAAACUUUGAAAAAUAAAAUAAGCCACUGGGAACUGAUUUUAUUGGUUUUAACAUUUCUGAAAUUGUGAUAAUGUUCCCCUUUAAGGAAUGAAUGGAAUGAGGGCAGCAUUUGGGUUCAAAUGUCCAGUACUACAUGUAAUGUUAUUGAAUGUACUGAUAAUAUUUGCUUGUAUGUCUUUAAACCAAAUCUGACAUUUAAUCUUUGUAAAGGACAUGACUUGAAGUAUUUGAUCACAAAGUCCAGGAUGUUGUGUGAACGCUUGGUGUGAGUUUGUACAUCUUAAGUUCCAUCAUGUGUCCGACAUGUGACUCAAGAGACCUUUUGAUAGGCGUUUUGGUCGCCAAUUGUUCUUUUGUAUUGUAAAAUGCUGUUAUAUUGAGGGCGGCAUGGAGUAGUGGGUAGAGCGGCUGUGGCAGAAACCAGAAGGUUGCAGAUUCGCUCCCCCGCCUCUGGACAUCCAAAUCACUGCCGUUGUGUCCUUGGGCAGGACAUUGCACCCUUGCUCCCAGUGCCGCUCGCACUGGUGAAUGAAUGAUGAAUGAUAGGUGGUAGGCGCAAACUGGCAGCCACGCCUCCGUCAGUCUACCUCAGGGCAGCUGUUGCUACAAAAGUAGCUUACCACUGCCAGGUGUGAAUGAAUGAUAGGUUCUCACCACUCUGUGAAGCGCUUUGAGUGUCUAGAAAAUCGCUAUUAAAUUCAAAUCCAUUAUUAUUAUUUUCUUAUUAAUAUAUUUUGUGUUUAUUUGUUUUUUAGAAUUAUUUUCAAUGUAAGACUGUUGUAGUAUUUAUCAUUAUUUUUGACUAUAAUUUGAUUUUAUUAGGAUGUCAAGAGAUUGAACCCUCUAGCAAUACUGCACAUGUACUGAAGGUGUGGCCAAAAACAUGUUGUGUGUAAUAUCUGCAACAAGGUGAAUAAAUAAGAAAAUCUGA